Symbiodinium pilosum is the source of this 1227-nucleotide messenger RNA. The record is from the annotation of a GenBank genome assembly. NCBI's taxonomy places the organism in Eukaryota, Dinophyceae, Suessiales, Symbiodiniaceae.
AUGGCAGAGGUUGCAGAUGCUGCAGAGACUGCAGACACUGCAAACAGCGAGCCUGUAGCCGCAAGCCAGCCAGAAGAGAAUGCUGGGAGCGGGGGCAAAGGAAACAAGAGGAGGCGGAAAGGCGGCGAUAGUGACAAGCAGUUCGACCUUGUCGGAACAAUCAGAAUGUUCAAUGCAGACAAAGGUUGGGGUUUCAUAGAUGGCGAUACUGGUGGCAAGGACAUUUUCCUGCACGCCAAGCAUUUCGUGGGCAAGCCACCCAAUUACUGGAUAGGCCACAAAAUGCAAACGAAGGAUAAACAUGUCGCCCCCAGAGUCGCUGAGGGCCCUGUCAGGGUUAUGUUUGACAUGUCCUUGACCAGCCAGGGAAAACCUCAGGCGCUGAAUGUACGGAUAACCGGCGGCCACGAGGAGCCAGAGGAUGAUGACAGUGAUGAUAGGCCGAGGCGGACGUCACCUACCUGUGAGAACUGCGGUUCUACCGUGGUGUCUCGGUCUGCAUCCUCUGCGGCACUCCUGCGCCGAGUCGUGGACGGUAGACUCUACCUGGUAGAUGCGUAUGCCCACAUUGCCUCCUCUAUCGAUACUGGAGCUUCAGCCAAGAAGGAGAAGCUCCACUCUGCAAACGUCAUGGCCAAACGCAAGGAUGAGAUCUUCAAGCGCAUCCGCGCCGGCACGCUGGUGCGCAUGCUGCAGGACAGAGAGGUCUCGGAGUCCGUUUACGCCCUUGGUCCCGGCUCUGAGCAUGGCGACCGUGCCAGCGCAUCCUCUGUCCUGGCUUCCAAGGCUGGACCAGCGGCUCCGCCGCUUAGCGUGGCAUCGGUGAGUUCUGUGGCAGGGUCCGUAGUCAGUGUCGUUGAGACGGACACGACUGUCUCAGAGGCACGGGACCUUGUUCUGCUGGAUGUACGAGAAGGAGAUGAGUUUGAGCAAUGCCAUCUCCCGCUUGCGGUGUCCUACCCGGCACCCAAGAUCAACAGGGAUCAGUUCAUCCCUGAGCUGCUGCGAUGCAAGCGCGAUCCUGCAAAAUUGUUAGUUGUCUAUGGCUCGAAUGAGCAAGCCACGAUUGGCGUUGCCAAGCUACUUGUGGAGAAGGGCUGGGAGAACGUUCACGCGCUCACCGGCGGCUUUGAAGAGAUGAUCCAAAGUUACCCUGAAGUGCUUGAGGGUACUGUGCCUGACAGGCCGCUGACCACCAGCACCACCCGGUCUGCGCCGAGGAGAUAA